AUGAAUGGAGCUGUUGCUAUUGCCCAACAAAAUCAGUCUCCAGAAAAUCCUACUGUUAUGGAAAAUAACGAUGAUGUUGUCAAAUGUUUAAAAUUUCUUAAAACUCUCAUCUCACUUCCAGUACAAAGAAAAAGUGGAAAAGAUGUUGAGAUGAAAGUUCAGAAACUUGUUAAGGAUAUAAUAUUUGAAGAGAUUUCAAUUGAAGAAUUUGCAACAAACUUACAGAGUGUUUUGAAUUCUCAAGCACAACCAAAUUUACUGCCAUUUUUAAUAAAUGCUAUGCCACCAUUACGAAGUGCUGUUCUUUCUGGAAGAGUUAGGAUUGAGGGAUUAGAUUUAGAUGGUGGUUUUAGUAAUCAAAGAAAUAUCUAUCAAAGACCAACAACUUCUAAUGCAUAUUAUCAAAAUUCUAUUGGUCAAAAUAGUUAUACACAUGAUCAACGGGUAAAUGUAUACACUGAUAAUCAGUCUGUGGUUAAUAAUCAAGGAAUUUCUGUUAAUAAUGGACAAUAUCGACAGAUACCUCAGGAAAAUAAUAUAUUACAUGUUGAGCAACAACAGCAACCGUACACAACGUCAACUCCGGUGAAUUAUGUAAAUGAAGAGUCUCUGGAUAAUACUCCUAGAACUUCAUAUGGUGGUCAUUCUUUAUCAAGACCUUCCUCUGUUCAAGGAAUUCCCCAACAAUCAUCUUCACAAAUACCAAUACAAGCACAACAGCAAGUAAUUCAAGGACAGUCAGUAGUUCAGGUACAACAAGAAAAUCUCACAACUAGAAAUUUAUCUACAUAUCGUCAACAUAGCAAGUUACUUAACCCACAUGCUAUAGCAAAUAGAAUCGCACGGAAAUUUCCAGAAGGUUUGAAACCUGAUGAUCAAGCUGUUUAUAUGUUGUCUCAUGCACUUGAACAUCGUAUGAAAUCUAUACUAACAAGUCUCUCUGUUGCUGCUGAGCAUCGUUUAGAAAAAUCUCAUUUAAAUCCAUUUUAUACACAAAGUAGUGAUUGCAAGAAACAGAUAAAAUUUCUAGAAGAAAUUUCUAAAAAAGAACAAGAAAGGCGAGAAAAUCGUGAACGUGAAAGUAUAUUAAGAGCUAAAAAAAGUAAAAAUAGUGAUAAUGCAGAAAGGCAGAAGGCUAAAGAAAUUCAGGAAGCUGAUGCUAGGGCAGCACAAAAUAAAGAAGCUAAUGCUGCUGCAAUAGCUGCUCUUGGAGGUGGUAGGACAUUUAAAAGAUCAUGGGCAGAUCCUAAUCCUCAUGAUUCAAAUAUGACUUCUGGUUAUGCAUCAGUUAUUAAUCAUAGACCAAGAAAGAAACGUAUAACAGUUCGUGAUUUACAAUUUGUUUAUUCAAUAGAUCCAUUUUUGAAGAAGAGUAAAUUGAGACAUAAAUUGAUACUGUCAACAACACCAACUGAUACAUUGUAA
Strongyloides ratti is the source of this 1425-nucleotide messenger RNA. Its product is annotated as Transcription initiation factor TFIID subunit 4. The record is from RefSeq and is a predicted model, not a curated record. Gene Ontology annotation, biological process: transcription initiation at RNA polymerase II promoter; DNA-templated transcription. The transcript has 4 exons. Gene Ontology annotation, cellular component: transcription factor TFIID complex. NCBI's taxonomy places the organism in Eukaryota, Metazoa, Nematoda, Chromadorea, Rhabditida, Strongyloididae. The coding region runs from base 1 to 1425 and encodes 474 amino acids. Gene Ontology annotation, molecular function: RNA polymerase II general transcription initiation factor activity; DNA binding.